AUGGCAUACACAGUCCUACCGUUUGGUGCAACCAGUGCUUCUCAAAAGCGCGAGAACUACCCACUUCUCUUGUCAGACAUUGUCCGCGAUUGUACCGAUGCCAUCGAUUCACUCACGCUAUUUGACGAACUUUUAUCUUCUCAAAAGCACGAAAACGAUACGGCGGGAUUUAAAGCUUUCGACGGCCAUGUGGGAGAAACUGCCUGCCACAAUGCCCAAGCCAUCUGCUUAAAGCUCACUUCAGACAACACAUGUCCGAGCAGGCUCGGCUUCGGAUCAAAGUUCGAUGCAAUGGACAAAAUUAUUAGUUCGCUGGGUUGGACAGAGCCCGAAUACCACCCACCCUCCAACGAUUCCCAGAUUCCAGAGUGGGAUGUGGAAAAUCAGCACGUUGUCAUUCGAUAUUUGAUUGCAAUGUUCAUAUUGGGGAAGUACAGGCAGAGCUGCAAGUCCCCUACCCAAAACACCGUGAUCCGUCUUCAGCCUAAAGAUGCCGCUGCCUAUGCCUCACAGUUGAUUUCGUCAUUCUGGGAUCAAAAGAAUAGCCUAUACAAGGCAACAGGUUCCAAUCGGUUGGAUGUACGAUUCAAAUCCCUGCAAAAAUGGAUAUCAGCUCUCUCAUGUUCUUGGGUCCGGAUAUGGGCAGCAAAGCUUUCCUUCUCUGAAGUGGCACAGAGACUAGUCGAGAAUUCGAUAAAAAAGUCCCCUAAAGGUCACCUUGUCAUCGCCGCAUAUGUUGGAUUUCUUGUCUGCCGUCGUGCCUGGGCAGCAAACAAUUGGCCUAUGCUGUUGGUAGAUCGGCACUUCUGUUCCGAAGGCUAUCAUCUGAAUGCACACAUAGCAACGCUCCAGGGGCCAAGAACACCACAGGAUUUGGGACACCAUAUUAUCCCGCAACUUCACUGGGAGUUGACUCCUGUGACGUUUGAUGAGCUUCAGAAGUCUACCUUGACUCAUGUUCCGAUGAUUUGCAUCUUGGGUAACAGUAUUCAUGGUCCACACGAAGAAUAUAUCGCCAGAAUUUCCGAUGGGCCGCCAGAGAGCAGUUCCACGUCUCCUGCACCACCACAUACGCACGGUUCUUGUGCAGAAAAUAAAGAGCAUGAGGAAACAUUCAUCGGAAUGGAUCAUGAUCGCCUGUCUCAAGCAAUCCUUGCCGACCAUCGAGCCUAUCCAUUUCCAUUGUCAUCUCCCACAUCAGGAGAUGAUGACGGACUUUAUUUAUUGGAUAUCAUCCGCUCCACUUUACCUAACGACCUCGUUGACAGGUAUUUUCUCAAAUCAAGGUCAGAAGUCGAUAAUAUCGGAGGAGGAAGAAAGGACAUGGGUACCUUCCGCUGGGAACAUAUAUUUGCUGAAACUCCGGGGCGACUUGCUGAGAUGCUGCAGGGCAGCAUGGCCACCGGACUCUUUGCUUGA
This is a messenger RNA of Penicillium expansum, 1419 nucleotides long. RefSeq lists its product as uncharacterized. The record is from RefSeq and is a predicted model, not a curated record. The coding region runs from base 1 to 1419 and encodes 472 amino acids. The transcript has 4 exons. NCBI's taxonomy places the organism in Eukaryota, Fungi, Ascomycota, Eurotiomycetes, Eurotiales, Aspergillaceae.